UGGGUACAGUGAGGUGAUAUAUUCCAACAUGUAUCUCGUUAACAAGGCUCUGGAAUUCUUUAGUUGGCAAUGAUAAACAACAUUCGACCAGACGUCGAUCAUGCAGCGAGUGGGCAAGCAGGUAGCGCUCGCUCUGUACAAACCUCGUCGCUCAAGUAUGGCGACACAGACAGCGAGGGAAGCAGGAGAGACAUCAGCGCGCUUGCAUUCUUGUGAAGAGAAAACGCUUCGCCACACAUUGCCACUUCCCCGUCGCUGCCGCGGCAACGAAUGGGAAGUUGUGGAUACUGACCGUGUCUACUUGGAAGAGGAUGGGUCUUUGAGUCGUACGCUGCUAUGGGAACCAACAAUGGCCUUAGUGAGCAGCCUCAAUGGAGCGCUGCUUGAGCGGGCUGAGGAGUUGGUCAAGAAGGAGAGCUGUUCGGCCGAUGCCUCCAUUUCUCGCAUCCUUGGCUAGGCUAGCCUUGAUCAUAGUAAACCCACACAUCAGCUAGAGUUUCGCUCUGCUCCUUUACAAGUGCCUGCUCUUUCCAACAUUGAAA
Messenger RNA from Mytilinidion resinicola, 542 nucleotides. RefSeq lists its product as uncharacterized. Lineage: Eukaryota; Fungi; Ascomycota; Dothideomycetes; Mytilinidiales; Mytilinidiaceae. Bases 101 to 457 code for a protein of 118 amino acids. The record is from RefSeq and is a predicted model, not a curated record. The transcript has a single exon.